CUCGGGAUAGGCCAAUUAAUUACGGCCUUCAGCGCGGAUUAUCCACCUACAUAUACCAGGCACUCCACCGUCUGUCACCCCGAUCAUCCUUACCACCACCAUGAAGUUCGGAGAACAUUUGAGAAAGGCCCUCAUCAAGAAUUACUCCUUCUACUACAUCGCCUACGAUGACUUGAAGCACCAGUUGAAGAAGGGCUUGAAGGACAACGACUACGAAUGGAGCAACGAGUUGGAGGAGGAGUUCCUCAACGCGUUGGAAACCGAGUUGGACAAGGUGUACCUGUUCACCAAGGUCAAGAACACCGAGGUCAACCGUCGUAUCAAGGAGCUGGAAGCCUAUGUCCACGAGGUGGUCAACGCGCUCCAGAGAGUGCAGGCCAACCCCAACGACACCUCGAUCACCAACCGUCCCCAGGAGCAAGACUUCGAGGACUUGGAACAGGAGUUGAGUGACAUCAUUGCCGACGUCCACGACUUGGCCAAGUUCAGCAGGUUGAACUACACUGGGUUCCAGAAGAUCGUCAAGAAGCACGACAAGACCACCAAGUUCAACUUGAAGCCCAUCUUCCAGGUCAGAUUGAACGCUAAACCCUUCUACAAGGACAACUACGACAACUUGAUUGUCAAGUUGUCCAAGUUGUACGACUUGGUCAGAACCAGAGGUAACCCCGUCAAGGGUGACUCCAGUGCGGGUGGCUCCCAGCAGAACUUCGUCAGACAGACCACCAAGUACUGGGUGCAUCCCGACAACAUCACCGAGUUGAAGUUGGUCAUCUUGAAGCACUUGCCUGUGUUGGUGUUCAACGCCGACAAGGAGUUCGAAGCGGAAGAUGCGGCCAUCACCUCCAUCUACUUCGACAACGAGGAAAUGGACCUCUACUACGGUAGAUUGCUCAAGGACGAGGGUGCCGAAGCUAUCAGAUUGAGAUGGUACGGUGGCAUGAAGUCCGACCAGAUCUUCGUGGAGAGAAAGACUCACAGAGAAGAUUGGACGGGUGAAAAGUCGGUCAAGGCCAGAUUUGCCCUUAAGGAAAAGAAGGUCAACUCCUUCUUGAAGGGUGACUUCACUGCUAGCCAAGCCUUCGAAAAGGCCAGAAAGGACGGUAAGAAAUCUCCACAAGAAAUCGACAACUUGGAAAGAUUGGCGAAGGAAGUUCAAUACCGUGUGUUGAAGCAUAAGUACAGACCAGUCAUGAGAUCCUUCUACAACAGAACUGCAUUCCAAUUGCCAGGUGACGCCAGAGUUCGUAUUUCUUUGGAUACCGAAUUGUCUAUGGUUAGAGAAGAUGACUUCGAUGGCUAUGACAGAACUCGCGGUAACUGGAGAAGAAUGGAUAUUGGUGUGGACUACCCAUUCUCCCAAUUGCCUGAAAAGGAUAUUUGCCGUUUCCCAUACGCUGUUUUGGAAGUCAAAUUGCAAACUCAAUUAGGUCAAGAACCUCCUGCAUGGGUCAGAGACUUGGUUGCUUCCCACUUGGUCGAAGCCGUUCCAAAGUUCUCCAAGUUUAUCCACGGUGGUGCUAGUUUACUUCCAGACUACGUCAAUUUAUUGCCAUUCUGGUUGCCACAAAUGGACGUGGAUAUCAGAAAGCCAAAGGUUGUCCAAGAAUUUGGUAUCAACAGAAAGCAACAACAAAGAAUGUUAAAGUCAUCAUCUUCUGGAGGAGAACUUGACGAUGAAGAAAUGACUGGUAACUCUUACACUGAUGGAGUCCACUUCUCAAAUGAUUAUAACCCAUUGGAAGACGACUUAGAUGAGAACAGUCCAUUGUUAUUGCCAAACAACUACUCUACCAGACACUCCAACUCUCCUGUGGCUGAUUUCUUCUACCAUUUGUAUGGAAAGUUCUUGUACUACUUCAAUGAUGACCGUACUUUCACUGUGAAAGAAGGUACCAACUUUGACUUGAACAAGACCUUCGAAUCCAAGAUUCCAAAGGGAAAGAAGAUUGCUGUUCCAAUCAGAAUUGAACCAAAGGUUUACUUCGCCACUGAAAGAACAUUUUUGAGUUGGUUAUCCGUUGGUAUGAUCUUGAGUUUCACUGCCACCACCCUCUUGAACUACGGUUCUAAAUCCGCAUUGACUGCAUCUAUUGGUUUCUUCAUAACCGCUUUGUUCACCUUUUUAUAUUCAGCCUACACCUAUGUAUGGAGAGUAUUGAUGAUCAGAGAAAAGAAGCCAGUUCUUUACGGUGACAAGUUUGGCCCAAACAUGAUUUGUGCUUGUAUCUUUGCUGCCACAUUUGUUACCUUUGCCUUUAAGUUCCUUGAAAAUUAGUAAAAGUCGUUUAAUUCUAAGCAUGUUAUCAAUACACAUAAUCAUCAUUUCGAU
Suhomyces tanzawaensis NRRL Y-17324 is the source of this 2332-nucleotide messenger RNA. It is a transcript of the gene VTC4, whose product is annotated as Vtc4p. NCBI's taxonomy places the organism in Eukaryota, Fungi, Ascomycota, Pichiomycetes, Serinales, Debaryomycetaceae. Gene Ontology annotation, cellular component: vacuolar transporter chaperone complex; fungal-type vacuole membrane. Gene Ontology annotation, biological process: vacuole fusion, non-autophagic; vacuolar transport; microautophagy. The record is from RefSeq and is a predicted model, not a curated record. The transcript has a single exon. Bases 101 to 2278 code for a protein of 725 amino acids.